UUAGUAAUCCACUUCUCUUCUGCCUCCAAAGCAACACCUACCUGGACUAACUAACUGGACUAAAAGAAAGAACAUUUUACAACUAUUUCCGCAUUUUUACUCCAUUUAAAUUAGUAACACUAAUGUUUGACAGUUUUUGCUGUGAUUUUGUGUCCUUUGGAAAUACGUCAUGUCGUCAUAUAACAGUAUAAUUAUUUAAACACGUUUAUUCUUGCCAGGAAGAAACAAAAGGCUGCGUUAAGGGUUCCCAGGCCACUGUGGGAUGCUAACAGACUGGUGCUACGUUGAGGCUAAAGGAGCAUGGUGAAACACCAACCCUUCCAGGUCUAUGAGAAGCAGGUGUUCGUGUCCUUUGUCACUGGCAUCUAUGGUUGCCGUUGGAAACGGUACCAGCGCUCUCAGGACGACAGCUCCAAGUGGGAAUGUUCGUGGUUUGUCAUCCUGUGCUGCUCCUUUUUUCUGCUUCUCUUUUGGGCCUACUUCUGGUUGGUGGCUCAAAAUGACUUUAAUGAGUUCAACUGGUCUGUAUACAACCGCUCUGGAGAAUGGAGGGAUGAGACCAUCCCCAUACUGGCAUCCACCAUUGCCGGAUUCAGCUAUAUUUCAGUCUUGAUGAUCUUGGCACUUUUCCACAUAUCCUUGGGCCAACAGUUAAAUCUCUACUGGCUGCACAAGAUUGGAGUGCUGGCCACGCUGCUCACCACUAUCUCUGGUGUGGUCUCUGUUGAGGACAUUUGGGGCGAGGAGUGGGAUGUCCUGCUAGUGUCCCUGCAUUCCACAGCACCUUUCCUGCACAUUGGAGCGCUAACAACCAUCACAGCUCUCAGCUGGCUGGUAGCUGGAUAUGUGGUCCGCAGAGAAAGAUCCAAUUUCCAAAUGACAAUAUUAAUCAUCUACGCCAUCAUUCUCCUGACCCUAUAUUUGGCACCGCUCUCAUUUUCCUGUCCCUGUAUAAUGGACAGCCCCAGCCUCAAACCUCGACCAGAUGUUAUUGGCCGACGAGGAGCACCAAUGCUGGCCCCAGAAAACACCAUGGUGUCGUUCAACAGAGCCCUCCAGCAUGGAGCCAUCUCCCUGGAGGCUGACGUCACUCUCAGUGUGGACGGGGUUCCGUUCCUCAUGCGAGAUCGCACCUUGAGACGAACCACUGACGUCAAGAGGGUCUUUCCAGACAGACAGCAUGACGACGCUACGUCCUUCAACUGGACAGAUUUACGGUCGCUCAACGCAGGCCGGUGGUUUCUGGAGAGGGACCCCUACUGGACAGUAGAGACGUUGACCGGCAGGGAUCGGAGCAGAAUAGGCAACCAGACGGUUUGCAGUCUGUUGGAAAUGCUUCGUCUAGCAGUCAGAGCCAACAGCUCGGCGCUGCUUAACGUCCGCAGACCCCCACCAGGACACCCCCGCUACCGGAGCUGGUUCAUGGACACGAUGUGGGCCGUGCAAAAAGCAGGAAUUUCCCAAAAGAGGGUGAGGACUGUGACAUGGACCCCAGACACCGACAGGGGGCGGGUUCGAGGCUUUCAGCAGACGACCAAUGAGAAGCUGUCGAUAUCUGAGAUCAGGCAAAGGGGCAUCACAAGCCUGACCCUUCACUACAGCAAGGCCAGUCACAAAGAUAUACAGGAAUAUCUGGCAAACAAUGUGAGUGUGACUGUCUAUCCAGUGAACAAACCAUGGCUGUACUCACUCCUGUGGUGUAGCGGGGUGCCUUCUGUGUCCUCUGAUGCCCCCCAAGUCCUCCGAAAGGUGCCUUACCCCAUCUGGCUCAUGAGUCAGAAAGCUUACAGCUUCAUCUGGAUCACAUCUGAUCUCGUCUCGCUGGCCGUGGUGAUCGGACUCUUCAGUUUUCAGAACUUUCAUAUGAUCAGGUGGAGGAUGAGCGCCAUGCACAACUGCAACCCUGAGCAGAUCAUGCUGAGCGCUGUGCCAAAUCGCUCCGGUCGGGACGUCAACAUCAUGAAGGAGAAGCUCAUCGUCUCAGAAUUCAACAAUGGGCUGAGCAGUACAGAGGAGCUGUCUCUUUAUCCCGAUGACCCUUUUGCAACGUACUCUCACGACGGCCUCAAUCGCUGAAUCCUUUUACUGAACGAGAGGCAAAAACAUAGUGUGUAAAGGUCCAGGACUGUUGAUGGCCUUCUUUAAACGAUCAUGCAGCACGUCUACAAAGAGAUCGUGCGGCGAGAGUUGUAGCAAGGCAACUGGUGGCUGCUUCACCAUGACAUCGUGUCUGUCGACAUUCUGGCAGGGCCGGCCCGUCAACCACUCAAUGGAAGUUUUUUUUUAGGGCCACUACCAGUAGGGUGGGCACGUGUAAAUAAUUAAAGAUUUUAUCCAUCCAUCCAUCCAUCUUCUUCCGCUUAUCCGAGGUCGGGUCGCGGGGGCAGCAGCCUAAGCAGGGAAGCCCAGACUUCCCUCUCCCCAGCCACUUCGUCUAGCUCUUCCCGGGGGAUCCCGAGGCGUUCCCAGGCCAGCCGGGAGACAUAGUCUUCCCAACGUGUCCUGGGUCUUCCCCGUGGCCUCCUACCGGUUGGACGUGCCCUAAACACCUCCCUCGGGAGGCGUUCGGGUGGCAUCCUGACCAGAUGCCCGAACCACCUCAUCUGGCUCCUCUCGAUGUGAAGGAGCAGCGGCUUUACUUUGAGUUCCUCCCGGAUGGCAGAGCUUCUCACCCUAUCUCUAAGGGAGAGACCCGCCACACGGCGGAGGAAACUCAUUUCCGCCGCUUGUACCCGUGAUCUUAUCCUUUCGGUCAUGACCCAAAGCGCAUGACCAUAGGUGAGGAUGGGAACGUAGAUCGACCGGUAAAUUGAGAGCUUUGCCCUCCGGCUCAGCUCCUUCUUCACCACACCGGAUCGGUACAACGUCCGCAUUACUGAAGACGCCGCACCGAUCCGCCUGUCGAUCUCACGAUCCACUCUUCCCCCACUCGUGAACAAGACUCCUAGGUACUUGAACUCCUCCACUUGGGGCAGGGUCUCCUCCCCAACCCGGAGAUGGCACCCCACCCUUUUCCGGGCGAGAACCAUGGACUCGGAUUUGGAGGUGCUGAUUCUCAUUCCGGCCGCUUCACACUCGGCUGCGAACCGAUUCCAGUGAGAGCUGAAGAUCCCGGCCAGAUGAAGCCAACAGGACCACAUCGUCUGCAAAAAGCAGAGACCUAAUCCCGCGGCCACCAAACCGGAACCCCUCAAUGCCUUGACUGCGCCUAGAAAUUCUGUCCAUAAAAGUUAUGAACAGAAUCGGUGACAAAGGGCAACCUUGGCGGAGUCCAACCCUCACUGGAAACGUGUCCGACUUACUUCCAGCAAUGCGGACCAAGCUCUGACACUGAUCGUACAGGGAUCGGAGUGCCAUAAUAAGACAGUCCGAUACCCCAUACUCUCUGAGCACUCCCCACAGGACUUCCCGAGGGACACGGUCGAAUGCCUUCUCCAAGUCCACAAAGCACAUGUAGACUGGUUGGGCAAACUCCCAUGCACCCUCAAGAACCCUGCCGAGAGUAUAGAGCUGGUCCACAGUUCCACGACCAGGACGAAAACCACACUGUUCCUCCUGAAUCCGAGGUUCGACUAUCCGGCGUAGUCUCCUCUCCAGUACACCUGAAUAAACCUUACCGGGAAGGCUGAGGAGUGUGAUCCCACGAUAGUUGGAACACACCCUCCGGUCCCCCUUCUUAAAGAUUUUAUUCCUUCAAUAAAUCUGUCAGUUAUAAAAGACCACGUCAGAUGAAAUAUUUUUUGCUAUCCAAGUUCAAUAAUAGAAUCUAAUUACGAAUGUGUAACACUAACUACACCCCCUUGCAAAAAUGCGAAACAAAUAUUUCACUCUUCAAGUGGUGACUUGAAAGUGACCCCAAAAGGAAUAUGUGGUAGGAAAUGUAUGGAUGAAAGUGAAUAAUGACUGGUUGUAUGAUUAUUAAAACUCAAAUUCUUGGUACCUUAUGUAACAUUUUUUGCAACUACUUUCUUCUGAAUUUGGAAAUGUAGUCCUGGAACUUUUCUGGCAGACUUUGUUCCCCUCGUGAGCUGGUAGAAAGCAAAUAUAUGCUCCAAGGCCUAAAAAUGUAUAUGUCGCAUACACAACAUUGAUGCACCAAUAAAAUUAUAUAUAAGCUACUCUUUUUAUGUAA
Messenger RNA from Nerophis ophidion (straightnose pipefish), 4132 nucleotides. It is a transcript of the gene gdpd5a, whose product is annotated as glycerophosphodiester phosphodiesterase domain containing 5a. Lineage: Eukaryota; Metazoa; Chordata; Actinopteri; Syngnathiformes; Syngnathidae. The transcript is spliced from 17 exons. Bases 301 to 2076 code for a protein of 591 amino acids. Gene Ontology annotation, molecular function: glycerophosphodiester phosphodiesterase activity. Gene Ontology annotation, cellular component: plasma membrane. The record is from RefSeq and is a predicted model, not a curated record. Gene Ontology annotation, biological process: lipid metabolic process; positive regulation of neuron differentiation.